This is a messenger RNA of Mercurialis annua (annual mercury), 832 nucleotides long. Its product is annotated as probable glutathione S-transferase. Gene Ontology annotation, biological process: glutathione metabolic process. NCBI's taxonomy places the organism in Eukaryota, Viridiplantae, Streptophyta, Magnoliopsida, Malpighiales, Euphorbiaceae. Gene Ontology annotation, molecular function: glutathione transferase activity. The record is from RefSeq and is a predicted model, not a curated record. Bases 60 to 722 code for a protein of 220 amino acids. Gene Ontology annotation, cellular component: cytoplasm. The transcript is spliced from 2 exons.
UACCAAGAAAAAUCUCCACAUUAAUGAUAUUCUUUUUCGGGUAAUUAGAAUUUAAAAAAAUGAGUCAAGUAAAGCUACAUGGAGCAUUUUAUAGCCCUUUUAGUGGUAGAGUCCAAAUAGCUCUAAGAUUGAAAGGUGUUGAGUAUGAAUAUGUUGAAGAAGAUCUUGCUAACAAGAGUGAUUUGCUUAUUGAAUUAAACCCUGUUCAUAAGAAGAUACCGGUUCUGGUUCAUAACGGUAAACCGAUUUCUGAAUCGUUUGUUAUUGUCGAAUACAUUGAUGAAACUUGGAAGGAGAAUCCUAUCUUGCCUCAAGAUCCAUAUGAACGAGCCAUGGCGCGAUUUUGGGCUCAGUUCGUCGAUGAGAAGUGCAAUGCAGCAAUUUGGGGAAUCAUAUGGAGCAGAGGGGAGGAACGAGAGAAGGCUAUCGAAGAAGCAUGUCAACACCUCAAAACGCUAGAAAAUGAGCUCAAAGAUAAGAAAUUCUUCGGAGGAGAGACAAUCGGACUAGUCGAUAUUGCUGCAAAUUUUUUGGGGUUUUGGGUUGGAAUCGUACAAGAAGCUAUAGAUGUUGAAUUUUUAACAAAAGAAAAAUUCCCCAUUUUGUGCAAUUGGACUGAGGAAUUUUGUAACUGCGACGUAAUUAAAGAAACUCUUCCUCCCAAAGAUAAGCUUUUCGGCAUGUUCCAGUCUCGCUUCAAUGCCCCAUCUUGGAAGUAUUAGAACGGAAAUUAAUAUAUAGGUUAUGCAUAUGUCGUUUAUGAUACUUAUAUUUGCUGUGUUUUGUGUUGUAUGCAUCUAUAUUAUAAUAAAAUUGGGGAAUUUGUUAUUAA